This is a messenger RNA of Girardinichthys multiradiatus, 1592 nucleotides long. RefSeq names its product aminocarboxymuconate semialdehyde decarboxylase (gene acmsd). NCBI's taxonomy places the organism in Eukaryota, Metazoa, Chordata, Actinopteri, Cyprinodontiformes, Goodeidae. The coding region runs from base 92 to 1120 and encodes 342 amino acids. The record is from RefSeq and is a predicted model, not a curated record. Gene Ontology annotation, cellular component: cytosol; cytoplasm. Gene Ontology annotation, molecular function: hydrolase activity; carboxy-lyase activity. Gene Ontology annotation, biological process: secondary metabolic process. The transcript is spliced from 10 exons.
CCUGCUGAUCACUGAUAUUCAGCUGAGGGUAGGAAGUGAGAUUUUAGCAGAGUUUUUGAAGGUAGAUUGAGUUGCAGACCGUCACAUCAACAUGGCAGAAAACAUACGGAUGAAAGUUGAUAUUCACAAUCAUAUUUUGCCAAAGUAUUGGCCCGACUUGAAGCAGAGAUAUGGUUAUGAUGGAUUUGUCCAGCUGCACCAUCACUGCCAGGGUGAAGCAAAGAUGAUGAAGGAUGGGAAGGUGUUCAGGGUGAUUCAAGAAAACUGCUGGGAUGUAAACGCGCGCAUCCAAGACAUGGACAAGUACGAUGUUUCUGUUCAGGUCCUGUCUACGGUUCCUGUGAUGUUCAGUUAUUGGGCCAAACCUCAUGACACUCUGGAUCUCUGUGUCCUUUUAAAUGACGAUUUGGCCCAGACAGUCAGAAGUCACCCUAAGAGGUUUGUGGGCCUGGGCACGCUGCCCAUGCAAGCCCCUGACUUGGCUGUGCUGGAAAUGAGGCGCUGCGUGAAGGAGCUGGGGUUCCCUGGAGUGCAGAUUGGAUCACACAUCAACCAGUGGGACCUCAAUGCCUCUGAGCUCCUUCCCUUCUAUGCUGCAGCAGAGGAGAUGGGCUGCUCCAUAUUUGUCCACCCAUGGGACAUGCAGACAGAUGGGAGGAUGGCUAAGUAUUGGCUACCCUGGCUGGUGGGCAUGCCAACUGAGACAACCAUGGCUAUUUGCUCGAUGAUAUUUGGAGGUAUCUUUGAGAGAUUUCCAAAACUGAAAGUCUGCUUUGCUCAUGGAGGGGGUUCUUUUCCAUUCACUGUUGGCAGAAUUGAACAUGGUCACAAAGUCCGCCCUGACCUGUGUGCAGUUGACAACUCAAUCAGUCCACGUAAAUACCUCAGCUCUUUCUACACCGACUCGUUGGUUCAUGAUCCAAUCUCCCUGAGGCUGCUUGUGGAUGUUAUUGGAAAAGAUAAAGUGAUGUUGGGAACAGAUUAUCCAUUCCCACUUGGCGAGUUACCACCUGGAUCCCUCAUUGAGUCAAUGGAUGAGUUUGAUGGAACACUGAAGGACAAGUUGCUUGCUGGAAAUGCGCUGGAAUUUUUGGGACUGAAGCGAGAACAGUUUGUGUAACAUGAUACUGGACAGCAACAGAUGCAACUGCCAGUGAUUGAUUGCAAAAUAAGCUUUAUUUCUAUUUUCCUAUUUUAAUUUUUUGAAAUUGGUUUUACAAACAUGUUAGGAGGGUCAAACAAAAACAAUACUUUUGUUAGUGUGAAGAAAUGUCUUCAAUAUCAUUUUGGUAAUUGUCAUAUUGAUCUAAUAUACAAAGAACCCUUUAGGCUGGUAUGAUCCAUGUGCAAGAAAGAAUAGCAUCACCCCAGUUAUUCUUGCUAUGAUUUAUAUUGCGAUUGUUCAUACGUUUUGUGGUUGUUUUCUACCCAAAUACCAGUUAGUGCUUUAACCAAAGACAGCUGUCCCUAUCUUAUAUAAUGUAAAUGUGGGAUGAUGAAAAUGCUACUAGAGCCCUUGACUUGUACAGGGCCACCGUUUUUUUUUUUUUUUUUAAACAGGAAUCUUGGAAAUUAAAAACUUUAUUAUUUGA